AAACCGUUCUCUACCUACAAGCCAAGUUGGUUAACAGUUAGUUGAAGAAGUUACAAUGAAGCGCUUUUGGAAAAAACUUUUUUUUUGCAUAAUGCCAUCAAGUUCACGUUCAGCCAUCUGUUUGUCAGCAGAUAAAAAUGCUGUUGCAGAUGAGCAGAAGAAAUCGGAGGUCUUUGAGGUGAAAAAAAGCGACGUACUGUGCGGCGAUACAGGUCGCUACCUAGUGAAGAACUUCAUUGCUAUUGGGAGCUUUGGCAAAGUUGCCAAAUGUGUGAAUCUAAACACAUCACAGGAAGUAGCCCUCAAGAUCCUAAAAGCUGAGGACCGUGUAGCCACCACAAGAGAGAUGAAAAUGCUCGAAGCAGUAAGCGUUCUUGAUUCAGACAAGAAGAAUGUGGCCCAGUUCUUUGAAAAGUUUGAACACAAUGGUCAGACCUGUCUGGCUUUUGAACUGCUGGACAGGAGUCUUCACGACCUGCUCAAUGACAGAGACUGCAAGCCACUGUCUCUCAUUGAGAUACGGCCAAUAGCACAGCAGUUGCUGACGGCCUUUGUUGCUCUAAAGCGCAUCGGUGUGGUUCACUCAGACCUGAAGGCAGACAACAUAAUGCUGGUAAACCACUCGGCUGAGCCCUUCAGAGUGAAAUUAAUAGAUUUUGGUGUGUCCUUCUACACCUCGGAGAAGCUACGUGGCUGUUCAAUCCAGCCUCUGGGCUACAGGGCACCUGAAGUCACCCUUGGUCUCCCUGUCUGCGAGGCCAUCGACAUGUGGGGUCUAGGCUGUGUGCUUGUUUUGCUGUACAUCGGCAACCACGCCUUUUCGAUCCAGUGCGAGUACCAGGGUCUGAAAGCCAUUGUUGAGAUCCUGGGCCAGCCCGCUGACCACCUCCUCAGUGCUGGUUACUACACCAAAAAGUACUUCAAGGCAAGUCAGCACUUGGAAAACCCCAAAUGGUCGCUGAAGACUCCAGAGGAGUACCAGCUCGACACUGGCAUGAAGCCGAAAGGAUGGGAGCGGUCUUUUGAUAGCCUGGAUGGCCUGAUAACACUUGACACAGAAUUGCAGGAAUCCAUUGAGCUGGAGGACCAAAGAGAAUUUGUGAGCCUCCUGAAAUGCCUCCUCCAUACGGACGCUAAGGAGAGGAUCACGCCUGAGAAAGCUCUCAAACACCGGUUUAUCACAAUGUCACAUCUGGAGCAUGGCAUAAACUCCAGCUUGUAUGUGGAAGACUCCUUUGACGCAAUGUAUGUCUGUCCACUGGAUGACUCAGAAGAGGAACUUCCUUCUGAUGACCAGGCUGAUGAAAGACCUGAAGAUGAUGGACCUUCAGACAGAACUCAAACACAUUGUGAAGUCACUCCUUGCGCCGAUGAUGGCGUUACGAAUAUGCCUUGCCCAAAUGAUGGAGCAGCAGUUGUAGAACAUACCGGCGCAGCUGAGGAGGAACCAGCUGUUAACCACAGUGCAGCCAGUCCAGCUGAGGAACCAGCUGUUAACCACAGUGCAGCCAGUCCAGCUGAUGAGGAACCAGCUAUGAGCCAUAAUGCAGCCAGUCCAGCUGAGGAACCAGCUGUUAACCACAGUGCAGCCAGUCCAGCUGAUGAGGAACCAGCUAUGAGCCAUAAUGCAGCCAGUCAAGCUGAGGAACCAGCUGUUAACCACAGUGCAGCCAGUCAAGCUGAGGAACCAGCUAUGAGCCAUAAUGCAGCCAGUCCAGCUGAGGAACCAGCUGUUAACCACAGUGCAGCCAGUCCAGCUGAUGAGGAACCAGCUAUGAGCCAUAAUGCAGCCAGUCAAGCUGAGGAACCAGCUGUUAACCACAGUGCAGCCAGUCCAGCUGAGGAACCAGCUGUUAACCACAGUGCAGCCAGUCCAGCUGAUGAGGAACCAGCUAUGAGCCAUAAUGCAGCCAGUCAAGCUGAGGAACCAGCUGUUAACCACAGUGCAGCCAGUCCAGCUAAUGAGGAACCAGCUAUGAGCCAUAAUGCAGCCAGUCAAGCUGAGGAGGAACCAGCUAUGAGCCAUAAUGCAGCCAGUCAAGCUGAGGAACCAGCUGUUAACCACAGUGCAGCCAGUCCAGCUAAUGAGGAACCAGCUAUGAGCCAUAAUGCAGCCAGUCAAGCUGAGGAGGAACUAGCUGAGGACCAUGUUGCAGCUAGUCAAGCUGAUGAGGAACCAGCUGCUAACCACAGUGCAGCCAGUCAAGCUGAGGAACCAGCUAUGAGCCAUAAUGCAGCCAGUCAAGCUGAGGAACCAGCUGUUAACCACAGUGCAGCCAGUCUAGCUAAUGAGGAACCAGCUAUGAGCAAUAAUGCAGCCAGUCAAGCUGAGGAGGAACCAGCUAUGAGCCAUAAUGCAGCCAGUCAAGCUGAGGAACCAGCUGUUAACCACAGUGCAGCCAGUCAAGCUGAGGAACCAGCUGUUAACCACAGUGCAGCCAGUCCAGCUAAUGAGGAACCAGCUGUUAACCACAGUGCAGCCAGUCCAGCUAAUGAGGAACCAGCUGUUAACCACAGUGCAGCCAGUCAAGCUGAGGAACCAGCUGGUAACCACAGUGCAGCCAGUCAAGCUGAUGAUGAACCAGCUAUGAGCCAUAAUGCAGCCAGUCAAGCUGAGGAACCAGCUGUUAACCACAGUGCAGCCAGUCAAGCUGAGGAACCAGCUGUUAACCACAGUGCAGCCAGUCCAGCUAAUGAGGAACCAGCUAUGAGCCAUAAUGCAGCCAGUCAAGCUGAGGAACCAGCUGUUAACCACAGUGCAGCCAGUCAAGCUGAUGAGGAACCAGCUAUGAGCCAUAAUGCAGCCAGUCAAGCUGAGGAACCAGCUGUUGACCACAGUGCAGCCAGUCAAGCUGAGGAACCAGCUGUUAACCACAGUGCAGCCAGUCCAGCUAAUGAGGAACCAGCUAUGAGCCAUAAUGCAGCCAGUCAAGCUGAGGAGGAACUAGCUGAGGACCAUGUUGCAGCUAGUCAAGCUGAGGAACCAGCUGUGAGCCACGGUGCAGCCAGUCCAGCAGAGGAGACGAUCUCCACUGACAGGUCACCUGACGAAGCUCCAUCUCUGAAAGCGAAAAAGAGCCGGCUGAAGACGAUCCGGAAAUUCUUUGGCAGGGCAAAAAGAAUCCUUUUUAGAAAGAAGACAUGCUAA
This is a messenger RNA of Centropristis striata (black sea bass), 3148 nucleotides long. RefSeq names its product homeodomain-interacting protein kinase 2-like. Gene Ontology annotation, biological process: peptidyl-threonine phosphorylation; positive regulation of transcription by RNA polymerase II; intrinsic apoptotic signaling pathway in response to DNA damage by p53 class mediator. Gene Ontology annotation, cellular component: PML body; nucleus; cytoplasm. NCBI's taxonomy places the organism in Eukaryota, Metazoa, Chordata, Actinopteri, Perciformes, Serranidae. Gene Ontology annotation, molecular function: protein tyrosine kinase activity; transcription coactivator activity; SMAD binding. Bases 56 to 3148 code for a protein of 1030 amino acids. The transcript is spliced from 9 exons. The record is from RefSeq and is a predicted model, not a curated record.